This is a messenger RNA of Mucor mucedo, 969 nucleotides long. RefSeq names its product urease accessory protein UreD. Bases 1 to 969 code for a protein of 322 amino acids. Gene Ontology annotation, molecular function: nickel cation binding. Lineage: Eukaryota; Fungi; Mucoromycota; Mucoromycetes; Mucorales; Mucoraceae. The transcript has 2 exons. The record is from RefSeq and is a predicted model, not a curated record.
AUGGCAAAAACAAACCGCAUCCAUGCUCAAUACCCUUUAAAGUUUAUUCCAACCACUGGCCAUGCCGAUCGACUUGCGGUUGUGUACAUGAUGAGUUAUGGAGGAGGUGUCAUUAGUGGUGACAAGUUCAAUAUUGACAUGCGUAUUGAAACGCGUGCGGUCCUGCUACUCAUGACUCAAGGAAAUACAAAGAUUUUUAAGGACCGUGUUCACCAGCGGCUCUGGUUGGCCUCACUAAACGACCAACAGGAGACCACGAUUAAAUUCUCCAAUCUUUUACCUUCCUUACCAGCUGCCAUCAGCAACCUCUUUGUAUCGCAACCUAAACCAGCGCCCGUGAUUGAGCCUUCUGUUCAGACUAUUGUGUCUGUGGUAGAAAAUGAAGCUACUUUAUUAGUGAUCCCGGAUCCCGUCACUUGUUUUCGAGACGCAUCGUUUCAAUCGAGACAAGAGUUUAAACUCCAGGACGAUACAUCGCAAUUGGUACUAUUGGAUUGGUUCACGAGUGGAAGGAUAACUCGCGGUGAAAACUGGUCGUUUCGACAUUAUUCCAGUCGCAUUGAUAUUCGUGUAGGACAAAAAUUAGUGAUCAAGGAUGCGAUGGUAUUGGAGGAUGAAGACUAUAUGCGAAAAGAAGGAGAGGAUACAUCUUAUGCAUCUCGCUUACAGCCUUACACAUGUUUUGCUACAUUAAUCAUGAUUUCAAGCAUCGAUAGCCCUUUAACCAAGUCGGUAGAAGGAAUCCAGAGAAAAUCAGAACAGAUGCGUUUGAUGCCAUUGACACUCAAAUCGAAAGAAGAUCGUCAAGUCCUAUGGUCGGUUAGUCCUAUCUUAAAGGGAAGGGGUGUUCUUGUGAGGGUAGCGGGUAUGACUACAGAGCAAGUACGUGAUUUUGUAAAGUAUCAGUGUUUGGGACAAGGCUUGGAAGAGAUUGUUGGAGAAGGCAUGUUUAGUAAAGUGCUCAUGUAG